GGCAAAAGUUCGGGCUCUUUGGGCUCCAUCGUCCCCAAUCUCUCUCUCUCAUGGGGAGGCUCUUCAUUCCGAGAGCUGCUCCCCUCGCUCUCUCUCACACGAAGCUCUUCACCUUCCGCACGACCACUGCUGCCGCCAGAGCCACCACCACCACCUAUGCCUCCUCCAAGGGCUCUCCCAGGAGGAGCGUCUCCCGCCCCCUCCCAGACUCACUCGUACGACGGACUCGCUCCACCAGAGAGUUCAAUGAGGAGGAGAUCGAGCACUUCCUUUCCAACGGUACCCACGUCCCUGUCCUCCUCGGCGAGGUCCUCGACGUCUUCGACCGCCGUGGCCGGCCUCUCCGCUCGUUUGUGGAUUGCACAAUGGGUGCCGCGGGACACUCCUCUUCUAUAAUUCGAGCUCAUCCUGAGUUGGAGAUUUUUAUUGGAUUGGAUAUUGAUCCUGUGGCAUAUAAAAUGGCUAAUGUGCAGCUUGAUUUGAUUCUUAACAAUGUGGAAGCAGAAAGAAAAGACCGGGCACUACAAAGAUAUACAUAUCUCAGGAAUUUCAGAGAUAUAAGAUCGAUUGUUAGGCAAGUUGAUGCAAAUAUUUCUUCCGAUGGAGUUGAUGGCAUUUUAAUGGACUUAGGGAUGUCUUCUAUGCAGGUAAACAAUGCUGAAAGAGGAUUCAGUGUGCUCAAUGAUGGCCCACUUGACAUGCGUAUGAACCCUUUGGCAAGUCUAAAAGCAGAAGAUAUCCUAAAUUCUUGGCCGGAGGCUGAAGUUGGUCGAAUUUUGCGUGAAUAUGGGGAGGAGAGCAAUUGGCGUAAAAUUCAAACUAAGAUUAUGAAAGCUCGCACAGGUGGAGGAUUGCAUUCCACAAAUGAGUUGCUAAAUCUAGUGCGAAGUGCUUGUGGAGGGCCAGCAGGGAGACAGGGAUGGAUGAAGACUGCAACACGUGUUUUCCAAGCACUGAGGAUAGCAGUAAAUGAUGAGCUUAACUCAUUACGUGAUGCUCUAUUUGCUGCAUUUGACUGUCUUGCUCAUGGUGGUCGGCUGGCUGUUAUUUCCUUUCAUAGUUUGGAGGAUAGAAUUGUGAAGCAGACGUUUCUUGAUAUUAUAAACAGGGAAGAAGGCGGUUCACCUGUCAAGAAGAAGAAUGAUUGUGAAGAAGAGUGGUGUAAGCAGAAGAUAGAUGGAAAAUUCGGGACCAUUCUCACAAAGCGGCCCAUAACACCAUCUACAGAUGAGGAAAAGCUCAAUAGAAGGUGCAGAGGUGCCAAACUUAGAGUUUUGCAGAAAGUACCACAAGAAUAGAAGGAGAACGGUUGUGCAUUUGAUUGCUAAUUCGUGGUUGUUUAUCUGUUUUCUUGGUGGAUGUUGAAUUGCCUGCUUUGAGCAAUUUCCCCCCCUCUAAUCGUUUACAUGUCUAUGAGCUUGUACACGAAGCUGCUCAUUGGUCUUAGGGAUAGGGUUGCCUAGAUCUAACCUCCAAACACUCAAAAGACUUGAACGAACUUUUGGAUUAUAUUCUGACGAUUUGUUUAAAAUUCUCAUUUUUGAAUAUUCUUUCUGUGUUCAA
This is a messenger RNA of Nymphaea colorata (pocket water lily), 1563 nucleotides long. RefSeq lists its product as uncharacterized. Gene Ontology annotation, biological process: rRNA base methylation. The record is from RefSeq and is a predicted model, not a curated record. Bases 51 to 1298 code for a protein of 415 amino acids. Lineage: Eukaryota; Viridiplantae; Streptophyta; Magnoliopsida; Nymphaeales; Nymphaeaceae. Gene Ontology annotation, molecular function: rRNA (cytosine-N4-)-methyltransferase activity. The transcript has 5 exons.